UAUGUACAAUCUGCAUAAAAAGAUAAAACUGAAAAUAAAAAGGCUACUUUUGGUUUUAUGACAACAGUUUUGCAAAGGAAUAUAAAGACUGUAAUUUGGAGGAUGAUGAGCACUAUGUUACCAGAAUAAACAGUUCAAACACAAAAUGAGGACACCAGUUAAACCAGUUUGUCUUUGACAUUAAUUUGUGUUUCACCAACUCUAACUUUUGAUAGCCAUAUAAAAAGGAUUAUACUUAUGUAGUGCGAUUUUGUAUCUGCCACUGCACUGUAUUUUAUUUAGUUUCAAAAAUUGAAUAAAUGCAUAUUUUUUUAGGUCCUGUAAGGACACCAAGCGUCUGACAUGGGCCCUUCUCGGAUGGCUGGGUGAAAGUUCCCAGUUAUUUCUACAGCCACACUACCACCUAAAUAAACAGCCCUCUCACUGUGCAUCUGCAUUCACACAGACCAGUUCAGUGGUCUGCCCCAAGCCCAUAGACCCACAUCAAAUACUGUCGUUGUUACGCCUUCACUUUUUUGCUUGUGCUUAGACAGCUGACUUCCAGGAAUUUGAGAGAUCUUUUUUACUUGAAUUUUAUGUUUGAAAUGUACCAUGCAGAUAGAUGUCCACAAUGUUUUACACAAUUACGAUUCAGUUUUGUGCCUCCAGACUGAUGUGCAUCACAACAGAGAAAGACAUGCAAAAUUAAUUCAUUAAUGUCCUGAUACUGUUAGAGUCACCUUUUCUAUAAUUGCAGGGAUAAGAAAAAUUGAAAAGCCGAAAUGUUGUCAUGUAGUUAUGUAAUAAAUAAUCACAGAGUCCCUUCCUUGAGAUCUCAAACAUCACAUGACAAAGCUUCAAGGGCUCCAUCCUGUCAGGUUGUCAUGGGAACCAUGUAUCCCUCCCCACUCUGCUUCAUAGUCCCUCAGGAAAAAGCUGUGCACCUCUGAUUCCCCGGUGCAACGGAUGCAAACAAAACCAAUCUCUCCCAACCUGUUAGAUAAUAUCCGUGUGGGAAACCUGCAGCUGUGAAAUGGGUGAGGGAGCAGACGGCAGCCUGUGACAUCUCUUUAAACAAACUGCAGUGCUCUCGGAUGUGUGUGGAGGCAGAGAAAGGGAACAAACACAUCUCAUUUAGAUUAAUGAGAGGCUGUGCGCUUGGCCGACGAAUGUUAUGAUCACGCUGUUUGAGGAGUGGCUCUACUUACCGGAUGAACAAUAUAAUUUCACCAAGGUGGUGUGUUCAGGUCUCUUAUUAUUCCAGCCGCUGUACGAUAUUAAAAUUCCCACACAUUUAAUUCGGUAAAUACAGGGUUUGCAAAUGUAGGCAGCUGAGGACACACCCUAGAAUAGAUGAUAUAGGCCUCAAAUGGACUUCACCUGCUUUAAAACAUCAGCAAUUUCACUAUAUGAACUGCUUAUGUUGUGUUUUCGGGUUAUUUUGUUGUUCAUUUUAAUUGCUUGUUUACUUGAAUCCAUUUGAUCACAGGGUAAAAGUGCAAAGGCCAAGUGUUUGCAUGAGUGUACUUUAUGUUGUGAGUGCAGAGUUGUGUCCAUGUUGAGCCUCGGUGAGUUUUAGUCCUCGGUUCACCUGCAGGAGGAGCUGUGGCUCACCGCAGCCUCUCCGGAGCAGAAGAGAAAGAUCCCUCUUUUUCUCCUUCAGUGGCAUGAAUAAUAUCCCCAGUGCUGGAGAGAGAGUAUAUCAAGAGGCAAACGGGAAGGGGAGAGAGAUAGCAGCCAGUGUGACAGAUAAGAGCGUGGCAGAACUUGUCUCCCUGACUACACCGUGGGGGCCGGGGGAAAAGAGAGAGCAAGUGCACCAGAGUGUCAGGCAAGGCUUCUGCCUGCACACACACAAACACACUCUCUCUCUCUCUCUCUCUCUCUCUCUCUCACACACACACACACACACACACUCACACAUACAGACCCCCUAAGCCUGGCUGCACCAGAAGAAGUUCAGAGAGGAGACUGACCUCAAGAAGGUACAGUAUGUGUGUGCGUCUCAUAUCUCCUGCAGCUGUGUGUCAACCCUCCCAACCUCUUUACAUCAGAAACAUCACUGGCAAAUCAGCUGUGUUGUGCUCACUUGAUGCUCCACUUUGUUUUCCAGGUGGAAGUUCCCGUGCGUGGAUUUCGCUCGAGUGUUAUGGCUUUCCUCAAACUGAGGUUUCUCGUCCUGUAGAGGAGUUGUGUCCGUUCCCCUCUGAAAGAACUUGUCUUGUGUCACCAGCCUGAAAGAGGAUGGAGAUGCUGUCGGGAAAAGACAAGGAGCUGAUACGAGGCAGCUGGGAGAGCCUGGGAAAAAACAAAGUUCCUCAUGGUGUCAUCAUGUUUUCCAGACUGUUUGAGCUGGACCCCGCGCUCCUCAGUCUUUUCCACUACAGUACAAACUGUGGCUCCACACAAGACUGCCUCUCCAGCCCCGAGUUCCUGGAACAUGUCACCAAGGUGAUGCUUGUGAUUGAUGCAGCAGUCAGCCACCUGGAUGACCUUCACUCCUUGGAGGACUUUCUGCUCAACCUUGGCAGGAAGCAUCAGGCAGUGGGAGUCAACACACAGUCAUUUGCAGUGGUGGGUGAGUCCCUCCUCUACAUGCUGCAGUGCAGUCUGGGCCAGGCCUACACAGCGCCGCUGCGUCAAGCCUGGCUCAACAUGUACAGCAUCGUGGUGGCGGCCAUGAGUAGAGGGUGGGCCAAGAAUGGCGAGGACAAGGCCGACUGAGGCGCACAGCGGGAGCUGCUGAGCAGUUGCUGUCAAAUCACUCAACAUGGUUGCCAUGGAGUAAGGUUGUGUAACUUGCAGCGCUGUGGCUUUGGCUGCUGUACAUUUGCUCUGUGAGUGGGGUCGCAUAGCGUAGCGAGCGUACAGUGUGGUUACACUUUACAGUUGGACUGGCCAAUUGCAGAGUUUAUUUUCUUUGCCGUGGAUGUUUAGCUAUGAGGUGAUGCUGUGAGGAUCUGAGCCAGCCUGGUUUGGUUGCUCUGAGUUUGGACCUGUAACCUGAGCUCCUCAUGCUGAGAGCAGUUUAGUCUCUUUGUAUAUAAUGGCUUUGAUAUAUAUACUCAAAUGAUACCAGUGACUGUAGUAGUCUUUGUGAUGUAUCUUAAAAAGAGUUGCACAAUUGUGACAGUAGAUAUUAUAUUUAGGCAUCACACUACUCAAACUGUGAUGGUUACUGUGGCCAGCACGGCAGCUCUCUAUCUAACUGGAACACAGUGAUACUUAACAAUACAUGUUUAGGGACAAAGCAAUGUGAUCUUUCUGAAGAAAAUCCUUAAUCACAAUCAUUACUGUGUUUUUUUUUUUAAUUAAGAUUGCACAUCAUUACACCUCUUUUUGUGUAUGACUAACCUGUUGUUUAACCUGUUGAUGAAAAGCAAAGCAAAUUUUUUAAAAAAGAUCUUCAGUAGAUACUGACAAGAACUGUUAUUCUUAUUAUAGCUUUCUUCAGUGAUCUAUGACUGUUAAGGCGUCUAUGUGCACCUUUCUCGACAUGGUAUGUGAUGCUCUCUCCUGUAGAGGUUGUGAGUAUUUCAAUAGGCUUCAGCUGACUGUUAAACUCUAACUAAUAGACUGUUAUGUGACCUUUAGAGUUUAAUAGUAAAGGGCACCUAGGAGGAAUUAUAACAUCUUUGUUCCUGAGCUAUCAGUUUCCAGUCAUUGUUAGUGUAAAGCAGUUUUGUUGUACUGUAGUCGCUUAUCUCAGUGAUGAUUAUUAACUGUGUUGUCAUGGCUACAAGCGUAGUAGUAUCACCUUGGCUUUAGAGGUGAAGACACAAGCAGAGUGGCCUUUGUUUCUCCAACACAGAGCAUCUACAUGGAAGUGAAGCUGGAGGUGAAUAUUUGUUUUGAAUUAUGAAACAAAGACUUAAUUGAUUUUCUUCUUAAUUUAUCAACACAGAACACAUAAUACAGAGAAACUGUGUGCUGACACCAUCCAAUAUGUGUGUGUAUUAUUAUUGCUGCCAUAACACUGUAUGUAUCACCCUCAGCUGUUAUUUACAUUCAUGGUCGUUAUGCCAAGUAACUUAGCAACAGUGCGCCAAGUAUUAGAUAAUAACACCAUACAACUGUAAAUCCAAGCUGCUGAUAUGUGGUUAUUAUCGCUUUAGUCUGAGUUUACAUUUAUAAAGUUUAUUUUUAUAUUCUGAAAUGUAUGUGUAGUUAAAGAGCAUUGAUUUUUUUUUUCUGAUGUACAGUAUAUCCUACCGAAAUAUAACCAUGUGUAAUCCCGUUUAUAAACCCAAAACAAGAAAACUAAUAAGAAAAAUUUGCUGUUUUUAAGCGGGUUUCAUUUAAUCAAUAUAAUAGAAAUAUUAUUAUAUAAACUAAAUGUGCAGUCCUUACAGAUGAUUAUAAAAGCAGAGUUUUUUAUUGAACUAUUUUAUUCCAACAUUGUCUGUUCAGUCUGUAUUUUCCAGCCCACAGGUGUAAUGUUUGUUAACUGACUGUGUAGGUGGUGUGUUAUUUAUAGUGAUUCUUUUCUUAGUAUCAGUACACAGCCCUAUGCAGGUUGUUGUUCUCUAUGUCUCUAUUUUCAAUUUACCUGACAUUAGGUCCUUUUAGCAGGCAUGACUGACAACUGGCAUGUUAUCCUGUUAACAUCCAGCUCUGUACAUACUGAGUGUGUCACUGUCUACCUCAUCAUUAUCAGCUGCUACUGAACAGCCAUGACUUCACCUAGUUAUCCUUCAACCAAAAAAAGAGAAAAAAAUGCACAUUAUUAAGGUUAACACAAGUACGCACUCUUUGUAAACUGGAUUCCAUCCUACACUUUGAAGAAAAAACAUGCUGUGUGCUUACUUGAGACUAAAUAAAGUGAUCUGUGGAUAUUUUACUGCUAAA
Molecule: messenger RNA, 4827 nt
Organism: Lates calcarifer (barramundi perch)
Lineage: Eukaryota; Metazoa; Chordata; Actinopteri; Centropomidae
Gene: ngb
Product: neuroglobin
Exons: 4
Coding region: 2224-2703 (159 amino acids)
Molecular function (GO): heme binding; oxygen binding
Source: RefSeq, a predicted model, not a curated record